This is a messenger RNA of Perkinsus marinus ATCC 50983, 363 nucleotides long. RefSeq lists its product as hypothetical. Lineage: Eukaryota; Perkinsozoa; Perkinsida; Perkinsidae. The record is from RefSeq and is a predicted model, not a curated record. The transcript is spliced from 4 exons. The coding region runs from base 1 to 363 and encodes 120 amino acids.
AUGGCAAUUCUAACAGUCCAGGUCCCCCAAGGUGCUACUGGUGGUAGCACUCUGCAGAUCACUGAUCCUGCUACAGGCAGACCAAUGCAGGUACAGGUGCCGGCUGGCCUUAAACCUGGUGAUACGUUCAACGUUGAGGUUUCACCAACAGUAGUGACAGCUCAACCUUACGACAGUGGAUACGGCGGCUAUGAUUCUUAUGGGAACUCAUAUCAACAUCCUCCUCACCAGACAGUCAUUAUCACGGAUAGUGGUCGCCCACAGUCGGACGAUAAUGCCCAGGCUGCAGCAUCAGCUGCUAGUUGUUGUCUCUGUCUCUCUACUAUGCUGUCAUGUUGCCUCCUUGGUGAGGCCAUCGGAUGA